Messenger RNA from Peniophora sp. CBMAI 1063, 783 nucleotides. Lineage: Eukaryota; Fungi; Basidiomycota; Agaricomycetes; Russulales; Peniophoraceae. The record is from the annotation of a GenBank genome assembly.
AUAGACAUGGCCAACCCGAGCGGCAAGACGGCCGUGGCAGGCCCAUCGAAGAAUGGUCCCCCGCAGAAUCGCAAGAAGGACUUCGUUGUCCUUACUCUCCUGCCACCGGAGACAGUCCCGCGAUCGCAAGCGAAGCCCAACCAAGUUCCUCGCAAUGUUCUCGCGCCCCGUAAUCAGGCAGUUAUCAAGCAAGAGCUCGGCGACGGAGGCUGUGUCCUCCCGCGCUCUCGUUCUCCGCUGGCAACAGAGCUAGCCGACGUUGACUCUCGCAUACGGCGAUUCCUCGAAGAGCACGCCAUGCCCCUACCAAAGACCCCCGGCCCAGCGGCCGCGCUUGACCGACUCGCAGAGUUCAUCGCGCAGCGUGCAAGCGGGAUCGCUAAGCUCAGAGGUCAGCUUACUAAGAGCCGGAAGCGCCGUCAGAAGACAACCAAACGGUUUGACGAGAAAGCCGCCAGGCUCGGCGAAGAGCUCGUGGAGAAGACCGAGAAGCUCGCGGAGAUUGAGCGGGAGGCGCAAGCAUCGAGCGCUGCGAAAGACGAGGAACUAGGCAAGGUUAGCACGGAGCUUGCUCUCACACGCAAAGCGAACCUUAGCGAGCGCCUCGCUCGCGAUUCGCUUCAGACCGAUUUGGCCAACGAGCAACGUACCACCACCGUCAUGGGACAAACGAGCCGUCAAGAGGUGGAAGCUGAGCGUCAGAGGUCGCGGGACAACCUCGGGUAUUUCGAGAACUUUUUGGCUGAAGCUAUGGAACGUGCGCCGGCCGUACUCAGCCCGUAA